Molecule: messenger RNA, 1675 nt
Organism: Paramisgurnus dabryanus
Lineage: Eukaryota; Metazoa; Chordata; Actinopteri; Cypriniformes; Cobitidae
Gene: dnajc5ga
Product: DnaJ (Hsp40) homolog, subfamily C, member 5 gamma a
Source: RefSeq, a predicted model, not a curated record
UCGACCGCGUCCUUAAAUCUCUACUCUUUGAAGGGAGGACAUGCGGCGAUAGAAAUGAGGAGCUGUGCAGAGUGGAUCUAAAUACAUUAAUCGGCUGAAUCUUUUAUGAUUCAGCCACAGUUCACUUUAUCACAUUAGGACCUAGUUCAAGCAUUCAAACAUGGCAGACACCAAGCAGCCCUCCGAUAGGCCACAGAGGAAGAUGUCCACCGCAGGGGAAAGUUUAUACAAGGUGCUGGGACUGGAGAAAGGUGCCUCAGGAGAGGACAUUAAAAGAGCAUACAGAAAACUGGCUCUAAAAUACCAUCCAGACAAAAAUCCCGACAACCCAGAAGCUGCAGAAAAGUUUAAAGAAAUCAACAACGCUAAUUCCAUUCUCGCUGAUGAGACCAAGCGCAAGAUCUACGAUGAAUACGGCUCCAUGGGUCUCUACGUCUCCGAGCAGUUUGGAGAAGAUAGUGUCAAAUAUUACUUCCUCAUGUCAAAGUGGUGGUUCAAGGCUACGGUCAUGUGCUGCACCCUCUUCUCAUGCUGCUGCUGUUGUUGCUGCUGUUGCUUCUGCUGUGGAAAGUGCAAACCACCGGAGGACGAUGAGAACUACCAGUACGUGGACCCAGAAGACUUGGAGGCGCAGAUUAAAGCCGAGCAGGAUGGAGGAGGUGAAACUAUUAUUAUUGUCCAGCCUAUAUCUAGUCCUGGCCAAGAAAUCUGCAGCGAAAAUUUACCGGAUUCAAAAUGACUCACUUAAAUAUCCCUAUUUUUGUCCAGCCCAGUUCCACUGUCAACACCCCAGAGUCCACACAUUUUGCCUCCAACCAGCCCAUCCACACCACUAAGAAGUGAGUCACAUGCCUGGUCCUGCUCAUCAUCACCGUGGGGUCCCUACUCACAGACACUUGAGAUCCCCAAUGUAGUGUGUUGACCGCAGGGCAUCAUGGCACCAGGACAUCGUGCCGCACCACUAUAUUCCUUUUCAGACCCACUGGAAACAAGCGGCAGUUUGCCAAAAGACACAAACCCUCUGCCAAGCUCAUUUAAACCGUAUCUCCAUUGGUGUGUAUGUCCAUUUGUCUGUCUAUACCACACAUCUCGAAUUAAUAUAGCUGGGAAACCGGUGCCAUCAGGCUGUGCUCCAGAAGGGAGUGGGUUUUAUUUUCGGGGACUAUUUAUUUUUAUUUUAUCGCUCUGGGUUUGUUUCUGUGUUAGAAGCAUGGAUGUGAGUGGAAUGUUCACGUGAGUGCAUGCCAAAAAUUAGCCGCAUGCCUCUAGUAUACAGCAUUUGAACUUGUGCGCGAACAAGCCCUCCUCCUAAUAAAAUAAAAAAAACAUGGAGCCUCAGCUUGCCACUUUUUCGUUUUGCUUUUUAAAAUGGGAGAUUCAGGUGUGCAGUCACAUCUCACAUGGUGCGUUUGCAUUAUAUGGCAUUCAAUACGGCCAUCGUAUGCAAAUGACACAUAAAUGUGUAGUUAAUCCUACCGACAAACGCAGCCGACGUGCCAUAUGCAACGGUGGUACCGUAUUUCCCUAAGAUCGUAACACUUGAAAUUGCAGGUGAAAGAUGUUUUUCUAUGCACUUUUCUUUCCACUACCUACAUACAAACUUCAAGACACCAAUGCAAAUCUAAUGGCUUUAGCCUUUACAGCUAUUUAUCAACCGGAAAGGCUAUUAUAUCUG